Messenger RNA from Rhagoletis pomonella (apple maggot), 925 nucleotides. RefSeq lists its product as uncharacterized. The transcript has 4 exons. Bases 280 to 663 code for a protein of 127 amino acids. Lineage: Eukaryota; Metazoa; Arthropoda; Insecta; Diptera; Tephritidae. The record is from RefSeq and is a predicted model, not a curated record.
UGACGUUUGACGAAACUUGAUGUUAAGUACAUUAUACAGCCCAAUCCUAAAUAUUCUCGCGGAAUUUCUCCUUUGCGAAUUUUAAAAUCCUCUAAGAAAAAAUCCUCCAAUUCUAAAUUGUCGGGGAGAAGGAUUUUUGAGGAGUAGGAUUUUUUCUCUUUCUAUCUUUCGAAAUCAGCUGUUAUGCUUAUUGUUGACAAUUUUUCGAUAAUUUGCCAAUGUGAUUUUUGCAUGUUUUGGCGAAACUUUAUUAAUUGUGGUUGAUUCGGAAACUUAAAAAUGAAUAGCUUAGCGUUAAAUAUGUUAGUGAGAGAAAUUAGUGAGGAAGAAAGGCAACAAACAAACGCGCAACGAGUGGCGAGGAGGAAACUGCGCGACUUGAUGAACCCCUUGGAGUUGCCUCAACCUUUUUUUCUUUGUGUUUUCAAUUCGAGUCCGGCGCUUCCCCAAAAGUUAAUUUUUCCUGCCCCAGAACAACGACACCAAUUCGCUUUUGUGGACACUGCCUUCCACACACACACGUUUCCUUGUGCUGCAUUUUUCCAGCUUCGUAGGGGCGGAUCUUUUGCAUCUGUGGACACUACGUUCCAAGUACAUAUUGUGACGAAUACUUUGACAACGCGAAGCGACCAUCGAGAAAUAGGCAGAAUGUUCGAGGAAUGACGUAGAAUGUUCCACAAAGAGAAACGUCAAGUUGGAUGAACACUGCGAACAGCGAGAGAAAGAGAAUGAGCGAUAAACUUCAGAACGUUCUAGAGUUGCCAUAAGUACGAGCGCAGGUAUAUAAGGGCGCCGCCACAGCGAUGUGAGUUAGAUACAAGUCAGCUAGCUACAAGUAAAGUGAGCAGAGAAGUGAGUUGCGAAUAAGCAAGCUAUAAGUUUAAUUGUGUUAACAAUUAUUGUAAAGUGUUUUUACUGUAUUAGC